UCCCUGUGUGUGUGUUGUCUGCAUUGAGCGAGGGGUCGGGGAUGUGCGGCCUGACCCUAAAACAAUCGUUUAGCUGGGGCGAAGUAAGGACAGGCCAAAAGGGAGCUACUUUGAAUACGGGCAACGUAUCUUGCUCUUACCACAACACGCCCGUAUCCUAACACGUUUCAUUCAACAACUACACACUCAGCCGUAUCUGUGUUUGUUUAUUUUUUUUUAUAAGGCACUGCAGAUAAGCCAUAUUUUUACUGAGGAGAUCCCACAGCUUCAGAUGAUGGCUACUGUACAGCCAUCUAAUAACUCUGAACUUCAGCUGUACAGAGUUCUACAAAGAGCCAACCUCUUGCAGUAUUUUGAGACAUUCAUCACUCAAGGAGGUGAUGAUGUUCAACAACUCUGUGAGGCUGGUGAAGAUGAAUUUUUGGAGAUUAUGGCCCUUGUUGGCAUGGCAAGCAAACCUCUUCAUGUGAGAAGGUUACAAAAAGCAUUACAAGAAUGGGUGGCAAAUCCAGCAGCUUUUGAAGUUUUGAAGAAAUAUCCCACACAUGUCAUGAGCAUGGGCAACGCCACCGCCCAGGCUUUGAGCUCUCCAAACUCAAUGGACCAUGCCAACAAUCACCAGGAUUAUAAGAUUACGUCACCACAGUCGUCUACCAUCUCCACAUCUACACCAUGGACCUCUCAUGGCAGCUCAAGAGCUCUGAGCCCAACCAAUGGAAACAGUUUGGAGCGCCCGAGCCCACCUGAUUCACCACAAGAUAUUGUCAAGGAUGUGUUGUAUAUGCCUGACGACCAGUUUCCUGGAAUGCUGGGACUGACCCAACCAGCUCUUCUAGACCAUCAGAUUGCAGCCAUAGCCACUGCUGCUACCUUGUUGGCUCAGAAUUUGCCUCCCUUUGAACCAAAGUCAAUGCCAAAGAAGCAGAUCAGUAAAGAAAUUAGUUAUGUGAUGACAAUGACAGCAGAUGAUCCAAACAGAAUGGCUGCCCUUAGGAAAUAUGCUGCCAUCUAUGGAAGAUUUGAUUCUAAAAGGAAAAAUGACAGACCAAUGUCUCUACAUGAGAUUUCUGUGAAUGAGGCGGCUGCUCAGCUUUGUAGUCAUUUCCCAGCAUUACUGACAAGAAGAGAAGAGUUGUUUCCACUUGCCAGACAAGUUGUUAGAGAUAGCGGCUACCAGUAUUCAAAAGGUCAUUCCAGGAUAUUUGGUGAUCUGAGGGUGGGGGGAAAUUGUCUUUCUGGAAUGAGUAUGAACAUGGCCGGUGAAGAUGAAACCAUUGACCCUAAAAGAGCAAACAGAUCUGACCCUUGGUUUAAAAAAGAGAAUGAAAAAGCUGCUGAAGUCUUAGUCCAACCCAAAAUAGAACAGUCUGAAGCUAUCCCAUCAACCUCUUCACUUCCCUUGCCAUCACCACUGCAAGACGUCUGCAGCUCAGACUCAUUUAAUGACCUGCAGAAUGAGCUCACUCAGAUUACACUAGACUUGUCAGAAAUGGCUAAAGAACAAGAUCGCAUCCGCAGUGCUUUACGGGUCCUUUUAGAGGCCAAUGAUCAUGAUCAGAUGAAAUCCUUGACUUCUGAGAUGGAUGAUAUAAAUGAUCGCCAAACUGCUUUGAUUAAGAAAAGGCAAAAGAUCGUAAACUCCAUAGGAAAGUAUAGAAAAGGUGUAGCCAAGUACUCAGCAACUCUAACAGCUGGUUCCCCAAUGGAUAUAACAAAACAUCCAUUUUCCUACGGAAGUGAUCUGAUGAAGGCAAACAAGUCCCUGAAAAGUGUGAACUACGUUGAGGAUGGAGUUCUCACCAAUCCUCUUAACACCUUAUACAUGGCUGCGAUACAGAAUCAUAAGGAUUCUCUGUUUGAGGAAGGUUUGCGAAUUGCCACGCAGUACGGGAUGUCGGACUUUGCCCAGGAACUCAUCGGAAUGAAAUCCAAAGACAAAGGUGACAGCAGCAAAGACCUGUCAAUCCCAUCUCUGGCAUAUCACUCUUCUGAUUCUUCAUCGUAUGCAUCAGAUAAAGAAACUGUCCUUGGGUCAUCUCUUUAUGAGCACUAUAUUAGUGGAAAUAAAGAAGCAGCCAAGGCUAAGCCAAGUUCUAAAAGUCAUUCCCCUAUUGUCAAAAACGUGCCUUUAUUCCAUCCGGAGUAUGUGGGCGCUAUUGCCAGUGAUCCAGUGUUACAUAAUGCUGUGCUUCCUGUGGCUGGGGAGAAAAAUAACAAUUCUGUUGAUUCCACUGCAUUGAAUGUAGACAGUACAUUUGCCCAAGGCAGCACGACGACCACAACAACCAUCACAACAAAAACAGGACAGGUCAUUGAGGUUGAAACACGCCGAUCUAGUCGAAGGAAAAAUGGAGAGCCAGACUAUUAUUUAAUUAAUGGCGGCGAGAAAAGAUUUAGGUCUGGCCAUGCAAAAAGAAGUAGCAGCACUUCAAGUGAGCGCAGCCGAAAGUUAUCUUCCUCUUCCUCAUCGUCAACACCAAACCCAGGAACACCCACAAUGCAGUCUCCAGGCAAACAACUCAAAUUAGAAAACCCUGCAAACGGGGAGGAUAUUCAGCGUCGAGAAGUCCUGGACCACCUUAAACCUAAUUUAGAUCCCGAGCCAACUUGUGAUGAUAAUGAUCAAAAUGAGGCCUCUGCCAAUUUGGAUAAAAGAAAAUAACUAAUUUUAGAUAUUUAAAUUUAUUUCUAUUUAUUAUUUAUAUAAUUUACUUGGAAUCAGCUCAUGAAUUUGAUAUAUGAAUUCCUUGGAUGACUUAAAGUUGGCAUCCUUGCACAAUGUGAUUUUUUAAAAACUCUUCUAUAUGAAAACAAGACUUGGCUAACUUGAAUGUUUAAUGUGACUUGUGUUAUGAACUGGAUCCGACACAACUAAGUCAUAGGUGGCCUCCUAAUAUUUUAUUCAAACACAAAAUUGUUUAUUGUUUCCUUUGUUUUUAGUACUACUUUUAUUACCCUACCCAUUGUUUGUAACAUUAGUUGACUUAAUGUUUAUGACAUAAUUAUUUCUUGAUUCUGUUGCAUUUCAAACAUGUUUUUAGUUUUAUUUGUUAAAUGGCAGAUAUUGGGCAGCCAUCAUUCUCCAAAGUUCACUAUGUGAUACAGUCCUCCGAGAAUAAAUCCGGUCAACCCCACUUGCAUGUUAACUAAGCUAAAAACUGAAUGAUUAGAGAUGCUUGUAUAAGAGUAUCAUCAACAUCUUUGCCUGUGGUUCUGUCUGAGGCAUAGGUCACCAAGCAGCUUCCUCUAGACCAGGGGUUCUCAACCUGUUGGUCGUGACCCCAUUAGGGGUCGAUUGACGAUUUGCCAGGGGUCGCCUAAGACCAUCGAAAAUUUGGAUUGUUUUUGUCUAUUCUUCUAUUGCUGUGUGGAUGGGGGUCGCCGCAGAGUGGGGAUUGUAAAAAGGGGUCACCGAGGUUAAAAGGUUGAGAACCGCUGCUCUAGAGAUCUCAGUUCUGGGUCUGUCCCCAUGUCUUUCUCAUCUUCUUGGUGUGUGCUUCUUCAUAUUUCUGACCAGCUCUUCCUCCUUUCCUUGAAGUUCCUGGGGAAGGUUUGUCUUGUGAUGUAGGUUUGCAAAGGGUGUGGCUUAUCCAAUGGACUGCUGCUUUGUCUUUUGCCAGUUUCUAGCACAUCAUAAGGAUCUUCCUUAGACAGAUGUUGAUGAAUACCAGAAUUUUUUUUUCCAUGUUGAUGACAUUAGUUCUCUAGGGCUCUGCUCUAUAAAGUAGUACUUUAAAAUAUCCGUAAUUUUUUUUUAGGAAACUGUGAAGUGGAUUUUAUUUUAAUUUAAAUCACUAUUGUGUAAAACAAGAAAUUGUGAGCUUGUUUCAGUUUUUCUGUUAAGCUAAAACAAUGUGGCAAUGAAUGUAAUAUGUAAGUAAUGGCACUGUGGCUUCCAUUCUGUAUAGGCUGGGUCAGCCUUCUAACAAUGGAAGUGUCUGGUGACACAUUAUAGUAUGACUUAAUGGUAACACAUUUUCAAUGUCUUAGAUUUGAGAUCUUUUCUAGAAUAAGUCACUAUUUGUUUGAAAAGUAACAUAUUGCAAGUGGCCUUUUGACUGCAGGAAACUUUUUUAUUAUUUCCAACAUUAAAACAGGGGAGAUUUCAUUUUUUGAUAACAUAAUUCAAAUUAUAAAAUUUAAGAGAUUUUUGACAUAAUUUAUUUGCAUUUCAUCAGCUACUAAAUGCCACAAAGGAUAUUGAAAUUAAUGCCUCGAUCAGUAUGAGUUUAGAACCAAUGUACUGAGCUCCAUUAAGCCGAAAUAUGUAGAGCUAAUUAUGUAAUAUGUUGUCACUUUCUAGCUGAUAUUGACUAUUUUUUUUCAAAGGCAGAGUCUUUGAUCCAUGUGACAUUAGUGUAACAGCUUAUAAUGACUGGCCCGGCCUUGAAUAAUUUGAGGCCCUAAGCAAAGUGAAUUUGGUAGCCCUAAUUAAAAUAAAAAAUAAAUAAAAAAAAAUUAAAAAAAAAGAACUAAAAUUAUGCAAUUGUGUACUCCAACAAUAAACAAUAAAAUUGAGGACAAGUUUCGCUAUUUAUUCCAGUGCAAGCCCUAAUCAGGCGGCUUCCCUCUUAUUUUGCCUAAGGCUGGCCCUGAUAAUGAUAUUAGACAAGUUGUGACAGUCUAUUGAUAUGAUGCGACAUUUUAAUGGCAUGCUAUUUUGUAGUCAUAAUAUGAUAUAUUUAUAUAUAAAGUACGCAAUGUCUCUUUAUAGUUACAAGUAUGCUUAUGACUUAGAAUGGGAGUGUACUCUGUAUCAAAGAAGCUCUUCACUUUUCUAUAUUGUAUACUUCCUCCCUUUGUUGCUCUAUUUUAUUUAUUAUUGUAGCGUGAUGAAAUAUUUAUGUUCUGUUUAGUUUCUGAUGAAAAUUUUUUUUUAAAUGUUAUUGUUUGAAAAUUUUGUUGAUGUUUAUGGAUGAAGUCAUUCAUGCUUUGGUGAUCCAUUUAACUAAUCCAAAAAUGUCAUAGUUAUCUCAAUAUAUAAUAACAUUGGUAGAUUAGAAUGUGAAUAUUUGCAAUUAUCUCCCUUUCAUCAAAUCUUUUUAGGUUCUAAUUUUGGUUCCCUAAAUUUAGAUAAAUAAAAUCCAAAACAGAAUGGUCGAAAAUUUUUGUUUCAAAUAAUCCCCAGGAUAAAAAAAUCACAUUGCUCAUUAUUUUAGAAUAGGCUUUUACUAUGGUAUCUAUAAAUUAGAUUCUCACUCAAAAAAAUCAUAUAAUCCUAUAGUUAAAAUCCUGUUAGGUGACAAAGCAAUACAACAGCUGAAAAUUCAUUGAAUCAGAUCUCAUUUUUGUUUUUAGCUGAGAACUAAACAAGCUUUAAUUCUCUAUUAAAAACAAAAUCAACAAUGACUACAUACCAUCAACAAACAAUUAUUGUUAAAACUUAUGAUGGAACAUGCUUUGUUAGGUCUAGAAACCAACUUCAAUGAACUUAUUAGCUGAUGUUAUUGUUUGAGUUGUUACAUCAAUAAAAUACCUUCAAAAUUCAUAUUUCAUAAGGCGAAAUUUGAUUCGAAAAUAGAUUUGGUACUUUAUUGUCUUCCCAGUUUUCAUGACUUAAUAUUAAAGUUCCCUUUUCAGACCUUGCAGUCUAUAGGGCAGGGGAUGUAAAGGUCAUCUGUUUCUGUGACCCACGGUUAUCAAGAGUGUCACCUGGACACCACAAUGACCAGCCACCUUCACUUUUCCCCAACUAAUGUCAGGUACCCAUUAGAGCUGAUUGUACAUAGAGGCACCCUAAAGAUCCUGGAAUAAAAAUCCCAGUCUGUACCAGGAUUUGAACCCAGGACAAGCCAAGCACUUUACUACUCAGCCAACUAUUAUUCUUUUAAAUCAUUGUUUAAAAUUUGUUUUAAAAAUGUGACUCUCUUCUAUCAUUUAUUUAACUUUUGAUUUGAAUAAUUUGUAUAUUAGUUUUACAAUCAAAUAAAUAUUUCAUAUUGUUUUAACCAAGA
Molecule: messenger RNA, 5954 nt
Organism: Biomphalaria glabrata
Lineage: Eukaryota; Metazoa; Mollusca; Gastropoda; Planorbidae
Product: NGFI-A-binding protein 1-like
Exons: 12
Coding region: 272-2662 (796 amino acids)
Biological process (GO): negative regulation of DNA-templated transcription
Cellular component (GO): nucleus
Molecular function (GO): transcription factor binding; transcription coregulator activity
Source: RefSeq, a predicted model, not a curated record